GCCAACGUUUCUCUUUCGGUCGGUGACGUCACUGUCAGCGCGCCGCCCCCCAAUCAGGUGUAAUCGGAAACCACCACAUGCUUUCUUUUCUCCCCCUGCUAUUUUUUUCACUGUGGUGAUUGAUUACUUUAUAGUAUUUUCUGUUCUUUUGAACACGUUUUCAAACUUGUGGUUUUCAAUUCUCCUCAUCAACCUAAAAAUUCCAAACCUUUAUCAAAUUUUUUUUUCUGUGUGUUGUCGUUUUAGCAGAAACAAACAGUGUAUUGUAUUUACUCUGUUAUAAUCCGUAGGGCUUUUCUUCUGGUCAAAGAAGAAUCUUCAAUAAAAGAGGAUUCUCAGUCGCCAAUUUCAAUCUUCUCAUCUCUACAUUAAAACCCCAGCAAAUCCACUAAUUCUCCGCGCCCUCCACUGUUGAAUUUCUGUAAAAAAAACUCAAAUUUUCCAGAAAUGGGUUCUGAAUUUAGGUAUCACAGAUAUUUAUUCCUUUGGUGUUUUUUGAUUGCCGGCAAUUACUUUUCAGUCUUCAUUUCGGCUGCCGAUAGAAUUCAAGUUGGUGACUCGAUCAAAGAUGGGGAAACUAUCAUCUCCGCCGGGGAUAAAUUCGCGUUGGGCUUCUUCAGCCCUAGAGAUUCGGAUUUCCGGUACGUCGGAAUUUGGUACUACAGAGUUCCCGAUCAAUUAGUCGUGUGGGUGGCGAAUAGAGAAACCCCAAUCUCAGAUAACGGCGGGGUUCUAACGAUUGGUAACGACGGUAAUUUAAUAGUUACAAACGGCGACGGCCGAAUAAUCUGGUCCAGCAACGUCACAGUUCCGUCAGGUAAUAAUAAUUCCACCGCUAUUCUCACGGAGACAGGCAAUCUCGUUCUGCGUGGUGGGAGUGACAAUUUGAAUUCGAAUUCGAAUUUGAAUUCAAAUUCGAACAGGCUUCUAUGGCAGAGCUUCGAUCAUCCAACGGACACGUUUCUCCCAAACAUGGAAGUUCACAUGAACAUCGAACAAGGAGAGAAACGUGUUUUCACUUCCUGGAAAACUGCUACCGACCCUUCACCGGGAAAUUAUACGAUGGGCGUCGAUCCACGUGGAUCGCCUCAGAUAGUGAUAUGGGAAGGGCGGAAUCGAAGGUGGAGAACUGGGCAUUGGAAUGGAUUCGUAUUCAUAGGUGUUCAAGGAAUGAGAGCUGUUUAUCUACAAGGUUUUAAGCUAUUAAACGAGGGCGACGGUGGCUUGUAUUUUAUAUAUACGCUUUUGAAUAGCUCCGAUUUGGUUAAGUUCCAGAUAAACUGGGACGGAGUUGAGAAGCAGGAAAGGUGGAUCGAUAGUCGUCGAGAGUGGAGUGUUCUACAAUCGCAUCCUGUUGAGGAAUGCGAUAGUUAUAACCACUGUGGGGCUUUUGGUAGAUGCAACGAGAUAGAUGUGCCGAAAUGCAGUUGCGUGAAAGGGUUCGUGCCGAAGGAUAACGAUGCGUGGAGUAGAGGGAAUUGGUCGGGUGGUUGUGUUCGGAAAACGGAAUUACAGUGUCGGGAGAAAAAUAAUAGUGUGGAGGCAAAUGAUGGUUUUGUGAAGGUUGAUAAUGUAAAAUUGCCAGAUUUUGUUGAUUAUGUGGGGAAUAUAGACGCUGAAGAUUGUCGAGAGAUGUGCUUGAAGAAUUGUUCGUGCACUGCGUAUGCUUUUGUUAGUGGAAUAAACUGUAUGAUAUGGAACCGGGAAUUGGUUGAUGUUCAACAAUUUGGGCAAGAUGGGCGCACUUUGUUCAUUCGCCUUGCUCGUUCCGAAUUCGGUAACUGUGCUCGUGUAAUCAAAGUUAUAGUCAUAACAGCUGUUGUCGCUGGAAUAUUCCUUGUCUGUGUCUCGGUUUGGUUUCUGUUCAAGCGCAAGUCGAAAUGCAAAGAUAUUUUAAAGAGAAACGAAAUUCCGAAAGUGGAUCCAAGUGGAGAAUGUUCGACAGAUAUUUCUGGACCAUGUGACUUUGGUGUGGAAAGCGAGCAGCCAAAUGGAACUGAACUACCGAUUUACACCUUCAACUCUGUGGUUGCAGCUACAAAUAACUUCUCCGACGAGAAUAAACUUGGACAGGGUGGAUUUGGCCCUGUUUACAAGGGCACACUGCCAUGUGGCCAAGAAAUAGCUAUAAAGAGGCUGUCAAGAAAAUCUGGUCAGGGUGUCGAAGAGUUCAAGAAUGAAAUUAUGCUAAUUGCUAAACUACAACACAGGAAUCUUGUUCGACUGUUGGGCUGCUGCAUUCAGGGAGAAGAAAAAAUGCUUAUUUACGAAUAUAUGCCCAAUAAAAGCCUCGAUUCGUAUCUUUUUGAUCCUGAUAAAAAAGCCCAACUAGACUGGAGUAAGCGGUUCAACAUAAUCGAAGGAAUUGCAAGAGGGCUUCUGUAUCUGCAUCGAGACUCAAGGCUAAGAAUAAUCCACAGGGAUCUAAAAGCUAGCAACAUUCUAUUGGAUGAAGAAAUGAACCCUAAGAUUUCAGAUUUUGGCAUGGCUAGAAUAUUCGGAGGGAACCAAAACGAAGCAAACACAAACAGGGUCGUAGGCACGUACGGUUAUAUGGCGCCCGAGUAUGCUAUGGAAGGACUGUUUUCCCUAAAGUCAGAUGUGUACAGCUUUGGUGUACUGCUCCUGGAGAUUAUAACGGGCCGAAGAAACACUAGCUUUCGCUCGACAGAUUACUCAAACAUCAUUGGAUAUGCGUGGAAUCUUUGGGAUAGUGGCAGAGCAAUCGAGUUGGUCGAUCCAUUAAUCUCGAAUUCUUAUUCACGGGAACAAGUACUGAGAUGCAUACACGUAGGCAUGCUGUGUGUGCAAGACGUGGCAGGUCACCGGCCGAACAUGCCAGCUGUCAUACUGAUGCUGGAGAGCGAGAACUCGGGCUUGCCGAUGCCUAGACAGCCGACUUUUACAUCAAUGAGACAUAAUUUAGAUGGGGAUAUGUGGAAUGAGAAUAAUCAAGAUGUUGUUUCCUCAAACAAUGUCACAAUCAGUGUAAUUCUUGGUAGAUGAUUCUUUUUAUUUCUUCUUUUAUGACAUAGUCAUGAUUCUUUGUAUUUAAAUCUUGAAAAAUAUAAACGAGUGAGGAAUAUUACAGCUCUGUCUGGGUAAA
Molecule: messenger RNA, 3106 nt
Organism: Erythranthe guttata (spotted monkey flower)
Lineage: Eukaryota; Viridiplantae; Streptophyta; Magnoliopsida; Lamiales; Phrymaceae
Product: G-type lectin S-receptor-like serine/threonine-protein kinase B120
Biological process (GO): recognition of pollen; protein phosphorylation
Cellular component (GO): plasma membrane
Molecular function (GO): protein serine/threonine kinase activity; ATP binding
Source: RefSeq, a predicted model, not a curated record